GCCUAACGCCGUCCAUUUUUGAACCAAAAAAGGCGCGUCCUUCUUGUUUAGGCUCUUUCCUGUUCUUCUUAGCGCGGUUUUGCGCUAACUGUAAACGAACAAAGCAGAAUGGACAAGAGCAACGGAAGCCAGGGAAACAGAAGCUACAUGGACCAGAACUCGCUGGGCAUCCUCAACAUGGACAACCUUAAGGUUUUUGGCGAUUUGUCCAGCUUUAGUAAGAGUGACAGGCGCAGCACGGCCACGCGGGACUCUUCCAGUAUACACGAGCGCCUCCGGGAGGAGCGACUGCGUGCCCUGGAAACACUUGAGAAGCCACGACCUUUGCGUCCCAGCCAAGCAAGAAGCACUGGCACCGUUCCCCCAAGACGCUCUUCCACAAACAUCUCGGAGCUGGUUACUGACGAGACCAUCGACCUGAACAGCAGCGGAUCUUUUGCCCUUGCCACGCCCGCACCUAAGGGCACUAACAUCUCCUUUGAGCCCGCCGAGAUCACCGGAAGAUCUACACUCUGCAAGGGGGACAAACAUCGCCGUCGUGAGAAGCCAUCGCUGUCCGUUGCCGAGAUUCUCAAGUCCUCGUUUGUGGAGAAGGCUCGACAGCUCGAGAAGAAGCUGCAGGAUGUCAGCCAGCUGGAGGCCAGUUACCAUUUAUCGAGGGCGAACUCCAGCAGCCUCACGGACUCGUUUAGCUGCUCUCGCAGUUUACCGCGCACCGCGGACAUGAGUGACCUCAGCCUCAAUGGCGGCGGGGGUAUUUCUUUUGGAUCUGCCUCGCUUGCGGCCGCUGGCCAGGACGAGAGCUUCGCCCCAGCCGAAUUGAUGCAGUCCAAAUUGGUGCUUGGCGAAAUCUCAUGGGCGCAGGAGUUCACAGCCAUGCCGACGGCCACAUUGAGCAAUCAGGCAAUGCAGAAGAUCGCCGCCCCGCCGCCCACAUCUGCAAUAGAAACCUCUGUGUCCAACUCCGUCUUGGUCAAUGAUCCGGACUUCUCGCUGGGAAACUAUUUCCAAACGCGCUCGGAGAACAUCUGGAACAUAGUAACUGACGGCAGUCCGGAUCGCGUGCGUCCCACUCAAGCUCUGAUCGAAGCGGAAGGCAACAAGACGCUGGACUCCGUGGGCGAAAAGACUCCGCAGCCAGACAACAAGACCUACACCAAGUCGGAUGCCAAUGUCGGCUCAAAUCUGGGACGCAACCUUAUGCAAAAGAUGCAGAAAGAUCGGAUUCAGACGGUGUUGAAGGCCAGCAACAAACAUGGGAACCAAGAACCCAAGCGGUCGCCUUCAAAAUCCGAGAUCUUGAGUCUUUCGGCCAUUGACAAAGCGCUGAGGGACAUUGAUUUGAAUUCGGACACGUCCACGGUUGAGGUGGUCAAUCACUUGUGGGAGCAUGGCCGCGGAAACACCUACGGUGAUGAGGAGAACAAGGAAAACCGGAACAGCAGCUCCCAAGCGGAGCGUACUCUAUGCGGCUCGAACAAACUCACGGACACGAUGAGUUUCACCGAUUCUGUUCUGAACUCCACGGACUUUCGUCACCUACAGCAGAGCAUCUCGCGCAAACCGCUCAGUCCGCUGGCGGACCAGCCACAGAUCACCAUCAGCCGGGCGGACACCGAUCCCGUGGAGACGGAAGGCGAGGCAGACAUCGACGAGUGGCCGUCGACGCCGGUAAAAGAACCCAAUCGCCGGGUGAGACGCACUAAGAUCUCCCCAAGAGCCGCUAGUCCGGCGAGCAGCGAAGGUGUACGUCCACUUACCAGCACCGAGGACGAAAACGAGGACGAGGACAAGACGCCGGUGAACCAGAAGAAGAGGGUAUCUAUAUCCACAAUGGGCCUGAUGCCCCGCAACCCCUCCUCCUUGAGCAGCACACGAUUGGAUGGCUGCGAUGUGGCAGUGGCCUCUUCCACUGAGCGCAGUUUUGGCAUUUCCCCGAAUCUGGCCAAGAACCUAUCGCCCAUGUCUUCGCCGAGGAGCUGUGUCUCAUCGCCGCUGCUGGACAGCACCACCAAUUCCGAGCGCCGGCAGCUGAUGAACGGAGUGGCACGCAAGGCCAACUCCUCGCAGGCGGGCAGUGAGGCGAGCUCCACCAGUGGAUUUACAACGAGCGUAAGACGUGGACCGGGCUCGAGCUCCUCCACUGCGCCUCGCAGCAUGUCGCGCUGUUCCAAUUCCAGCGAGUUCAGUCACCGCGAUGGCAAGCUGCUCCCCUUGAAGGUGACCCACACCAGCCUCUGCUGGGGCAGCACAAAGCUGCGAACAGAUGUGCGCAAGUCCAUGCAGGUGAAGAACACGGCUGACAAGCGACUUGUCAUCCGGCUGGGCAUCCAGGGACCCGGUUUCCAGCUCGUCGGCGGCGACAGCAACACCAUUACUCUGCAGGCCAUGGAGUGUCGUUCGGUGGUGAUUAACUUCUGCCCCACAGUGUGUGGAGCGGCUAUCGGAUCCUUGUCCUUCUAUGCACCGGCAGGAGCCCACAACAGCACUCAGCCAGGCCUGGAGAUUCCGCUGUACGGCUAUGGCGGCAGUGCAUCCAUCACCAUACAGGGUCUGCUGAAAGGACCGGUGGGCGCUAGUUUCCUCACCAUUGGCGACGUAUGUGAGCUAUCCGCCGGUCCUCUUUCGGCGAGCCUCAGGUUCCACAACAAGGGACCCCUAACCGCCUUUGUGGGCAUUUCAGUGGACUCCACGGUGCUGAUGAAACUGCGCCUGAGCGAGGCGUUCGAGGUGCGUCCCAGCCGGAUGAUCCUGCCACCGAAUAGCGAGGGCAGCGUCCAGAUCCUCUUUCGUCCGAACCGCGAAGACUUGAAAAACAUUCUCAAGAAAACCGCCCAGGUGUUGACGCUGGCCAACAUGCGGAUUUUCUGCGGAGAUGAGCCGAACAGACAGCGCAUGCGCAGCCUCGUUCAGCGCAUGAGCAGUCGUCAGAGGGAGAAGCUCACUUCGCCGAUGCUGGACAGCAUCUGGGGCGAGUUUCCGGAUGAGCAGCCGGUGCGCAAUAUCGGACAGCUCAACGAACCGCCCGAGUUCAUCCUGGACUUGGUCACCGUGGUGCGGAUAAUCGAUGUGGCGCUAACGCUAAAUCGGGAUUUUGAUGAAUCCUCCGAAAGUUCGCUGAUGUUUUUGCCGGAGGCCGAGGAAACGGUGCUAUUCCGAACGAUAUGUGUGGCCAGUUCACCAACGCCAACGCAGAGCAAUAUGCUGGAGCCAGUGGAUGAGCUCUUGGAGGCGGACACCACCACCUUAAUGCCCGUCGAGCAGAAUUGGUCUGUGGAACCCGCUUCGCUGGAGUUCGGAUCCAGCUGCGGAUCCCUGGCCACUUUGGCCGUGACGAACUGCUUCCGUUCUAGGCAGCUCAUCGAAGUGAGCUGCAGUGUUCCGGAUCUGGUGAGGAUCAGUCCCACCGAGUGCUAUGCGGGACCGGACGGAGGUCAGGCCGAGAUCGAUGUGCGUCUCCUGCGCUCGCCCAGACGUGAUUUGCUCGAGAAGGAGCCGGUCAUCGUGGUUUCUAUGGAAAACGAGCGCAUCAAUGUGCCACUCAGUUUUAAGUUUUAAAUCCUUUUUGUGCCUGCUAAUUGUGUUUUCGAUCGAAAUGUUUGUACUACCAGAAUUGUUUGAGGAAAAAUUUGCUUUGUACUUCCGUGAAAUAUUGAAAUGAAACCGUUUAUAGAAGAUUGGCACAAAUGUCCUAAGAAUAAUAGAGAAUAAUAGGCACAUCAGUUAACUGUGUAGUUUAUGCUUCUUUUUUCUUUAUAAGUUAAUUGUGCUCAAAUAAAAAGUAACGCUUUAUUAUUUCUCCUGA
This is a messenger RNA of Drosophila ficusphila, 3805 nucleotides long. It is a transcript of the gene spd-2, whose product is annotated as serine-rich adhesin for platelets. The coding region runs from base 109 to 3558 and encodes 1149 amino acids. Gene Ontology annotation, molecular function: ADP-ribose diphosphatase activity. Lineage: Eukaryota; Metazoa; Arthropoda; Insecta; Diptera; Drosophilidae. The transcript has 3 exons. The record is from RefSeq and is a predicted model, not a curated record.